CUGAGAUCCCAGCUCAGGAACAGAAAACACCACCACUUCAGCUCCAACCCAGCAGAGAAGCACCCAGCCUAGGACUCCAGGGAGAGGCCCCUCUCCGGGUCCCUCCCUCCACCAUGGAGUACCUCUCUAACCUGGACCCCAGCGGCCUGCUCAGGUCAGUAUCCAACAUGAGCGCUGAUUUGGGCCGAAAGGUCUGGACCUCGGCUCCACCGCCCCAGCGACCUUUCCGAGUCUGUGAUAACAAGCGGACCACCCGGAAAGGCCUGACAGCCGCUACCCGUCAGGAACUGCUAGACAAGGCUCUGGAGGCCCUGGUGCUGAGUGGAGCGCUCACACUGGUGCUGGAGGAAGACGGGACCACUGUGGAGAGCGAGGAGUUCUUCCAGCUGUUGGAGGAUGACACAUGCCUGAUGGUGCUGGAGUUGGGACAGAGCUGGAGCCCCCGCAGGAGUGGGGUGCUGUCGUAUGGCCUGGGCCGGGAGAAGCCCAAGCACAGCAAGGACAUCGCCCGCAUCACCUUCGACGUAUACAAGCAGAGCCCUCGAGAUCUCUUCGGCAGCCUGAAUAUCAAAGCCACGUUCUACGGGCUCUACUCCAUGAGCUGUGACAUUCAAGGACUCGGCCCAAAGAAAAUACUCAGGGAGCUCCUCCGAUGGGCCUCCUCACUGCUGCAAGGCCUGGGCCAUAUGCUGCUGGGGAUUUCCUCCACCCUUCGUCGUGCAGUAGAAGGGACUGAGCGGUGGCAGCGGCAGGGUCGCCUCAAACCCUACUGAGCAGGGGGUCUGGCCCUAGCCUCAUUCCAAGACACACACUGGAAAGGACUGUGACGGCGUCGAGCCUGGGGGCCUGCACAGUGCAGACUGGCCAACUCACCUCAUCUCCCCACUGUCCUCUGACGUGCUGACAACAGGCCUGUCGGCACGAUCCUCCCACUCCCGGCCUACACUCGUUCCUGAAGAACACUAUCCCUUCCUGCCCAUCGUUCCAGCCUCCCGCUUACCCUCAAAGGCCACAGCCUGUCCCCAGGUGUCUGGACCCCAUUCUGAUCGCCACUACAUCUACAAGUCAUACUCCCCUGCUGUCCCUAGGCUCCUCGGUGCCCUGAACAGAGCCCUCUCUAACCUCACCUUGCGAUCUCUCUCUGUACCCUUCCCCCUGCAACAUAACAAAAGUGUUUCCAAUAAAAAUAUAAAAAUGUU
This is a messenger RNA of Bubalus bubalis (water buffalo), 1199 nucleotides long. RefSeq names its product cell death inducing DFFA like effector b (gene CIDEB). Lineage: Eukaryota; Metazoa; Chordata; Mammalia; Artiodactyla; Bovidae. The transcript is spliced from 5 exons. Gene Ontology annotation, biological process: regulation of apoptotic process; apoptotic process. The coding region runs from base 114 to 773 and encodes 219 amino acids. The record is from RefSeq and is a predicted model, not a curated record.